Messenger RNA from Ostrea edulis (European flat oyster), 3062 nucleotides. Its product is annotated as neuronal acetylcholine receptor subunit non-alpha-2-like. The record is from RefSeq and is a predicted model, not a curated record. Gene Ontology annotation, biological process: signal transduction; regulation of membrane potential; nervous system process. Bases 1 to 1191 code for a protein of 396 amino acids. The transcript has a single exon. Gene Ontology annotation, cellular component: membrane; synapse; neuron projection. Lineage: Eukaryota; Metazoa; Mollusca; Bivalvia; Ostreida; Ostreidae. Gene Ontology annotation, molecular function: neurotransmitter receptor activity; extracellular ligand-gated monoatomic ion channel activity; transmembrane signaling receptor activity.
AUGAAAAUCAUCUUGGUGCUGUUGGAAACACAAUGGAUAAUAAGACUAAUGUUUGCUUAUACAUUAACAGACGAACAGAAUUUACACACAUCGUUGUUAACAGGUUAUAACAGAGAUUUACGACCGGGAUAUGACAGAAACAAACCCCUAGGUAUAAAUGCGUCUUUUUACCUAUUUUCGAUAAACGAUUUCGAUUUAAACACAGGUAAGUUCACAAUUACUGGUGUUUUUCUAUUAAACUGGAAUGACGAAAGACUAUCGUGGAAUCCAGCUACAUACAAUCAGGGAAACACCACCUCCAUUCCACAGAAGAAAAUAUGGCUUCCGAAUUUCAUCAAUGUUAAUCCUUUCAAAGAUAUAAAGGGAUUGGGCAGUGAUUUGAUCACAGUUGAUGUGGACUAUUCUGGACUUUGCUCCUGGUAUGCUGUCCAAGCUUUUGAGGUUAUAUGUGAUCCUGACGUCACGAAAUAUCCUUUUGAUACCCAGUACUGCGCCUUGAAAUUCUUCAUUUGGGGUUAUGAUAAAACUGCAGUCAAUUUGUACUUCGAAUCAUCGCGGGUGAUUCUCACAUUAUAUUCUGAAAACGGUAUAUGGGAAAUCACAGACUCAACAACACAUAAACAACUUCACUUCCACGGAAACGAGGAAUUUGUUGUCGGUUUUCAUUUAAAACGGAGGACAGAUUAUUACAUUGCUAGUCUGAUAUUACCAAUAAGUUCGAUAUCACUACUACUUGGUUUUGUUUUUCUUCUACCCGCAGAAUCCGGUGAGAGAGUAGGAUUUGCCACCACAAUACUUUUGUCAACCGUUGUAUAUCUGACUAUCAUUCAAGGCAAGCUGCCCGAAGCUUCGGAACCAAACAUGUCCAUACUUGGUUAUAUUCUGGUUAGCUACGUGCUGAGCGGAACCAUUCUUGUUGUAUUUGUAAUCAUAAGUCUGAGGAUUCAAAACUCCCCCUGCGAUAAGCCGAUUCCUGGAAUUUUUGUUCGCUUUGUGGUGUGCUGUCGAAGAAAACGAAAAAUGGUAGAUGUGAAAGAUAUCGAUUCAAAAUCCACGAUAUUUAAAGAAGAUGAGGACAGCCAGGUAACCUGGAAGGACGUAGGAACUUAUUUUGAUUUAGUGUGCUUUUUUAUUUCGGUGAUACAAUUCAUGGUGACGGUGACAGUGUAUUUUUCUUUAGUGUGUGCAUAAGCACGAUUUCCCUUAUUGUGGAAUCAUAAGAAUUCGUGGUGGCUCAAUUUUCGUGGAAUUCGUGGUUACCCCUCAUCCACGAAUUUACAUCCUCAACAAAUAAAAACAUUCCAGAGUUAUCUUUCUUACAAAUAUAUAAAUCCACGAAAUUACGUCCCCACGAACCCGUAAAAAUUCAGCAAUGCACGAAAAUUGGCCCCCACGAAUUUAAAUGAUUCUACAGUGUACGUAUCAUGAUCUAGAUUUCAUGUAAUAACAUAUAAUGUUUUAUAGGAGUAUUAUUUGUUUAUAUUCUCUUAUUAUUCAACUACUUUAAAUGUUGAUUGAUAAGUGCAAUACAGAACUUGCAUGUAUGGAAAUUCUUCGAACAGAUAAUGCUUAAAUAGUGAACGAAAACAUACCUAUAACGUGUAUAUUGUACGAGUUGUAAUAGUCAUACAUUUAAUGAGAGAGAAAAAGCACUGAAUGAAAUAAUCUAGGCAGACCACUGACAAAUAGGUAUCUGUUGCAGGCGUUUCAGUGGUCCCGUUUAGAGUAAGCUUUUUUACAAAUUCUAUGAUCGUUAUAACGAUUAAAAGGUGAAGAUAAGGAACAGUGAUUAAUCUCAUAACUCAUAGAUGCUAGAGGUCUUCAUUGACAGUGUCAUCGUAGUGUUUGGUGAUAAGAUCUUCCAAUAGUGUGUUGUGCUCCUUUGUUGACUGACCUGUUUUUAUAUUCUUGCGAGCUAGAAUUUAUCCAAAAUCUUCUAUAUGAGAAGAAAGUAUCGUGCUUUCAACCAGACAUUUGGAUAUAUCUACGACAUAUUAUCUAUUAAUAAUAAUCAUUUUCAUCUACAUGUCAUUCGAUAAAUGUGAGAUCAAGAUGGAAGGCACUACAGAGUCUUCCACAUCUGAUUCAUACUUUGAUAUUUUAUUGCACUUAGAUGUUUGCGGCAAACUAACAACUCAUCUUUAUGACAAAGAGAUGACUUCAAGUUCAUCGUCGGCUUCCCGUAUUUAUGUAGCAAUUCACCCAUUCUGUAGUCGUUCUAGCAAUCUGAUUUGCCAAUACAAUCUGUCAUUGGAUAAAAUGAUGUCUGACGUGUUUCAUGCCAAUUGGUAAUUUUGAAUUCUCUGCAAUACAUGCAUAUCGGAUCGACAUGCAUAACAAUAUAUAGCAAUACUCCAUUACCACCUGCAUCUGUCUUUUAAAUAUCUCAACUUAUUUGAUAAGCAAUAGAUUGUUCUGCGUAUGGUCAGUUUUUAAAUCGAGUCAGGCUACUGACAAACAAGUUGAUGUUGCAGGGGUUCCAACAGUCUGAUUUAAAGUAAGUAUUUUGCAAAUUUUAUGGUCGUUAUAACGAUCUAGUUUACCAAUACAACCAAUCAUUGGGUCAAAUGCUGUCUGACUUGUUUGAUACCGAUUGUUAGACUGUCCCUUGCAUACUGCUUUUAACUAAGGAUAACUCCGUUUACCUGAUCAAGAUACACAAUGUAGGGUUCACGGCUGGUGCAUCUCUUGUGUAUCUGAUCCCACCUCUGGUGUGUCCAGGAAUCUGUGUUUACCCUACUAUGAUUUUGUAUUAUGAGGUUAUUCACUGUUCGUUAUCUUCACCCUUCCUGAUACACAUAUAUAUUAACCACCUGUCUCUGACUACAUGUUAGUGAAAAUAGCAAUGAGUAUCAUAUGCAUUGUAUUGACCUUAGUAAAACUAUAAUAGAAUGGGUUAUUUCAGUCGCGAUUCCUAAAUAUCAGUCACGUUAGUCACAUCAAAACAUCUUUAGCCGCUGUAGUUCACGGGCGGUUUAAGGGUAAUACUAGUAUGUAACGUUUGUUCUUCCCAUAAAAGUCUUAAACAUAUUUCAUGCUAUUCGUAUUUCUUUCAGUAUUCA